Messenger RNA from Hippoglossus stenolepis (Pacific halibut), 2572 nucleotides. It is a transcript of the gene prrg2, whose product is annotated as proline rich Gla (G-carboxyglutamic acid) 2. The record is from RefSeq and is a predicted model, not a curated record. The transcript has 7 exons. NCBI's taxonomy places the organism in Eukaryota, Metazoa, Chordata, Actinopteri, Pleuronectiformes, Pleuronectidae. The coding region runs from base 146 to 757 and encodes 203 amino acids. Gene Ontology annotation, molecular function: calcium ion binding. Gene Ontology annotation, cellular component: extracellular region.
GGAAAGCAGACAGUUUCAACACAGACCUUAGUGUGAAGUCACAGUGGUGCCUACAUGUUACUGAAAAUAUAGCAGAACCAGCAAUAUUGUUCUCCCAGAAACCCGGACAGACAGAGUAAACUGCAGUGGACAGUUGUUUGCUACAAUGGCAGCCAUACCAGAGAUGUGGAUCCCGGCAUUGUCCCUACUGCAGCUGGCCCACUGUGCUGUCACCUCCAGGCAUGCUCAAGGAGAGCCUGUGUUGUUGGAUGAGCAGUCAGCAACCUCCUACUUGUCGCGCACACUGCUUUAUAACAGCUGGGACUUUGAGCUGUUGGUGUCUGGCGACUUGGAGAGGGAGUGUCAGGAGGAGAUGUGCAGCCGUGAGGAGGCCAGAGAGGUGUUUGAGGACGACGCUCUAACGGAAGAAUUUUGGACCAAAUAUGUCAACAGUCAAGCGUAUGCACCCAGAUUGGAUGUGUCGGGGCUGGUGGCAGGUAUCCUGGCUGUCCUAGUGUCUGCUGUUAUUGCCACUGUCCUGGGAAUCUACUUCUACAAAGCUAAAAAGAAGGAUGGGCAGACGUCAGCCCAAGCUCCAGUGAGGAUGGCAGCAGAUGGCCGUCCAGCCCCAGAGAUGGUGCCCCUUGCUGGGAUCACUGCUCCAGGUCUACCCAGCUACAAUGAGGCUCUGAACCGCUGUGGGCAGCAUGAUGCCCCACCACCACCUUAUUCAGGGGGUGCGCCGUCAGAGCCCGCUGAUCCUGGAGACAACGAAUAAGAGGGUUGACAGAGCUUCUUCAAAUGGCUAGUGGGAAAGAUUUGAGUCUACCUUUUGAAUGUGUGUGUGUGUGCGUACACAUUGUGCUUAUGCGUGAAGUUAGGUAACAGUCCCAGAAUUAACUCUUCUUAAAAGGUAGAAUGAGAUGUGGAGAGGGUGAGGAACAUGUUUUGCAGUUUCCCCUCACAACUGUAUUGCAUUUGCAGGGUAGUUUUGAGUUGGGGGGAAAAUGGACAAUUUAUUCAUAGAGAAUAAUGGUUUAAUGCAAUAAAUGAAGUAACAAUUACAUAAAGCUCCCAUUAUUUUCUUCACCUUUUGCAACUUGACAGGCCAGUAUAGACAAGUGCAUGUGUGUACAAUUUAAGUCAGGGGAAUGUCUGCACGUCAUUCACAUACUGUAACCUGUGUUUGUUGUUAAUCACAGCAGUUUACUUGUAUUACAGAAAGACUACAGAAGCUGACCACAAUGCUACUACUUUAAUGCUACUCUACAUUGUGUAGCCGUGCACUGGAAUGUGUUUUUGUGUGUGUGUUUGUUACCUCUUUAGGACUUUUUACAGCAUAAGCACUUUGUCAGGACCAGUAAACCUUAUGGGGAGGAUAUCGUCCUAAUGAGGCAAAACAUAAUUUCUGAGGUCCUGGUUAGUGGUAAAAUGGAUAGGAUAAGACAUUCAUUGAUCAUCUUUAAGGUUGGGGAUAAGUUAUAGGCUUUCCACAGUCUUUUCUCUCUCUCCCUCCCUUUCUCCCUCUCGCCCUUGUCAUCAUCAGUCAUUGUGUGUGUGUUCUUCUAAAUAUAUACUAGAAACUAGUAGCAUAGUUACUGCCACUAUGCACAUUGUGGCAUAGUUUACUUUGUUGUUGCUCUUGUGAUAAGCCUAGUGAAUACUAAAGAAGACCAUUGUCUCUGUGUGAACUGUUGAGUUUUUAACAAUUGUGUGAGUGAGGGUAUUAAAAUAAAUUGGUAAGUAAGUCAGAGAUGUUCUACUAUAUUUAAAAAUUAUAAUUAGGAGAAGUGCCCUUUUUCUCAAUUGAGCCCCUGCCCCCCAAAAUGUCUGUGCAUGUCCCUGAUGGUACUGGUAACGGACACCCAGCUACCAAGAGGUCUAUGGCCUGUAGGUAAACUGUCACACAUCAUACACAGUCAUAAUGGAAGGACCCCAACUGUGGAGGUCACAUGUAAGGAGAAGAAGAAUAUUGCACCAUUGGCCCAUCUGAUCAUUCUUUCACCAGUUGAACCUAGCUAACUUUAGAUUUGUUAUUUGAAUUCAAAUUGACCAUUUGAAGGGAUGGCUAUUAAUAUAUAUUAUUAUUAUUAUUAUUAUAACUGGUGCAGCUGUCAUUAAUGACUUAGACUUACAUCUAGUAAGUAUCAUUAUCAUUUUGACUAUAACAAACAAUCAGACAGUGAUUCAAUUACAGUUAAACAACUGUUCCUAUAGUCUCUCCACUCCCCACCCCCAACUGUCUUCACUCCCAUCUUUUCCACCCACCCCUCCCCUGUUUUUCUCUGCACAUCCACCAAAGUGCUUCCUUGCUUGUAAGGUCUGGUGCUGCUCAGGGGUUCCUCUAACCAAAAGGUCGGCAGUUUGAUCCCAGCCUUUACUAGUCCGCAUGGGCAAGAUACUGAACCACAAAUUAUUUCCCUUCUUAUAGAGAAAGUGCUGCACAUAGAUGCACUGUAUGAAUGGGUGAGUGCAAAAGUCCACAGCUGUACUAUAAAAGCGCUAUGCAAAAAUCUACCGUUUACUAUCUAAAGUGCCUUGAGAUAAUAUUGUGAUUUGGUGCAAUGCAAAUAAAAUUGAAUUGAAUUUAAAA